Molecule: messenger RNA, 5060 nt
Organism: Pieris brassicae (large cabbage white)
Lineage: Eukaryota; Metazoa; Arthropoda; Insecta; Lepidoptera; Pieridae
Exons: 15
Coding region: 171-4775 (1534 amino acids)
Source: RefSeq, a predicted model, not a curated record
ACGCAACCAAUAUUCAUUUAAGAUUUCUAUAGAUAAAAUUAUAACAGUAAAAGAUAAGCGAUCAUUUCAGAUAAAAUUUCAAUAAUUAAAAAACAAUUAAAGUGUAAUAAUUCAUAAAUGACUGGGUUUCUUUAGUCGCUAGGUUUCUGUUUAGUGGUAAAGUUGUUAAAAUGUGGUGUUCAAAAGUUCAUAUAACUCUUCUCUUAUUCGAGCUGCAUUUUAUUGCUCUAGACUGCCAUCCUAAGCCAGAGAAAAACAACAUUGAAACAUUUGAAAUAAAGCAAUUACCAGGCGAAGUGGUUGAAUUCAUCAAUACAAAACCAGACGAACCAGUCAUAAGAGAAAUCUUCUUUUAUCAUAUUGUUGAAAAACCAUAUUUGAAGAAGAGUCACAAGACUUCGCCGGAUAAUCAAGAGCCCGACUUCGAUGAGUCCAUCAGACCCUUCACCAAUGGUCAAGGUUACCAAUUCUUCGACUCGCAGUCAAAGGACCCAAUGGAGAAAGAUGCUGAUGACAAAGAUAUUAAAAAGAGGGAUUUUUCCAUAGAUACUAACGACACGACAAUUCCUAUACAUGUUGGUAAAACUAAUGUUGAACGGAACUUAGACAAGAAUAAAAAGACUGAAGAUGAAUCAACCAAAACAACAGAAAAUGAGGAACAAUCCGGCAAUAACAGAAGGAAACGAGAUAUUGAGUAUCAACCAGUAAUGGACAAUCACCGAAGUGUUAUCUACACAAAUUCACCCAAAAACACGAACGCUGAGAAUAAACCUUUUAAAAAUAAAGUGAGAAAUAUGUUCAAUAAUUUACCGAGUGCUAAACAAAGGCAUACGUAUGGUAUGAGUCUGCAUAACGGAUUUGGUAAUAUGUGGAAUAAUAUACAAUCUCUGCCAUUUAUAAAUAAAAUUGGAUCACUGUUCACUACGAAACUACAUAAUGAGAUAGAAAUACCAAUUAAGAAUAAAAAAGAUAUGGAACCGGUUGUAAAAGAAAAUCCCUUACCACCAUACAUCACAAAUCUGAAAAUAACGGCAGCUCCAAAGAUUUUGGAACCAACAAAUAUCAAACCAGAUACAAAAAGUAAGCCGAAUACAUCUAUGGAAGAGCAAUUUGUUUCAAGCAAUGUUUUAAGUACAAACAAAACGCAAGAUUCCUUUAAAGAUUCAAGUUCAGAGCCUGAAGGGUUUACGUCAGAAAAAAAUGAAAUACGUCCAGGAAAGAUUUACGUAAAUGAAAACCAAAAGAGAUCGAAUGAUGAUAGUAAUGAGCUUCCAGAAAGCAAUGAUUUAACUGACGAUACAAAAGAGGCUUUUGUCAAUCAAAACAAUAUAAAUUUAAGUAUUGAAAAUAAAAUUGAUGAAGCUCCCAAAGACAACUUGCAGUCAGAUGUGGAUGAAAUAGAGAUCAAUCCAAUUCCAAUAAAGACAAGUCCAAAAAUUAACGAUAAUACAAAAGAAAAUAAUGAAGAUAUUGGCAAUAAUAAACACAGUUCAUUUUAUGAAAAACUAAAAAAGUCAUUUAAAAAUCUUUUAAAUAAGCUACCUUUCAAACAAAAUCCUUUACGCGAAAAUAAAGUUAAUGAAAGUAUAGGACCAAAAAAAAUUCCAACAAGAUUGAACGAAAAUAAUUCAGGUACAUAUGGUAUGAGUUUAAAAAAUAAUGCAGGAUUUGUUUGGAAUGAUUUAGACUCCAAACAUGCUACAUUUAUUAAUGUAGGUGAAACACCUUUAGUUGACAAAAGAGAUCAUAUACCUACAGAACCAAAUGCAGAGCCAACAGACAUUCUAUCACAUUUUAACGAUAAUAUUGUAAAGCCAACAAGCUUAACUACCACAACAAAGAUACAUACAAACAAACAGACUGAUUCAAUUAAAACAACCUAUGAAAUUCCUACUAAUACAGAAAAUACGUUUACUACAAAUAAUUUAGAAAUAACCCCCAAAAUAAAGUUCGAAACAAACGAAACAAUGGAUAACAAUCAUACAAUUACAAAAUCCGAUUCCACUACUGCAAGUGAUAUGACAACACCGAAAUUAACAACUAUGACUACGGAUACCAAGACUUACGUUCCAGAGACUUCAAACACAACUACGGAGGUGAUAAAAAGCACGGCAAAUCAAUCUGCGUUUAAUAAGACUGAAAUUACCACAGAUAAUAAAGAAAUCACUACAACCAAAUAUGGAGAUACCUUAGCAAAUCUAACUACUACCGUUGAUAUCAAAAACCAGACUCACGUUUCAGACAGUUUAAAAACAACUGAUGUUGUUUUAACAACUACAGAAGUAAUAAAAACUACGGCCAAACAAAUUACUUUUAAUAAAACCGAAUUGACCACAGAUAAUAAUGAAAUCACUACAACCGAAUAUGGAGAUACCGUAACAAAUACAACUACUACUAAUGAAGCUAAUACAAAAAUUGACAAUACAAACCAAGUUAUAACAACUCAAUCUUCAAGUACAACUAUAACUACUGGACCCCAGGUGUCAAAAACUGAUUUUGAAAGCACUACUACGAUUACAAGAUUAAAUAAAACAAGCGACAAAAUAUCAGAACCAAAUGCAAAAAAAUUUACAGAAACUUCAAAAAGUAAUGUGACGACGGAGAGUCCAGAAGUUAAUAAUAGCACAACAGAAGCUCAAUCAAAAAACAUUGAUGAUAUAGAUACACCGAAAAACGACACGAAAAGUCAUUUAAAAGGAGAGUCCAUAAAAUCAGAUUUAAAUAAAUUAUUAGAAAAGAAAGUGUUUUGGGACUGGCUCUCCGCAUGGACAUCGGCCUAUUUCGACGUUUUAGAUGAGAGCGUAAAGGACCUAGUGAGAGAAGAAGUGGCUUUGGAACUUAAAAAUAUAACCGAAUUAAUAAAAAAUAAACAUAACGACGAAACAGGUAUAUCACCAACAGCAUCGAGACCGGAAAUUAAUUCUACCAAAACAAACGAAAUAAGAAAAAGUCAAGACGACUCAUACGACCAUAUAACAACAUCAAAACCCUCUGUUAACACAAGCGAUAUUGAAACAAGCGAACGCAAAAACCCAACAAAUUAUAGCAGCGUUAACAUAGCUGGAGAUACUAUAAAUGGCAAAAGUGUUGAUGUUACAAACAUAUUUAUAUUUAUGAAUGACAACCAGGACAAUACUUUAAAACCAAUAGUAAAUAAAUAUAUAAAAUAUGUAAAUGACACAAAUAAGAAGAUUACUGAAUCUACAGAUAACGUAACCGUUGUUGUAACAACUACAUCUAGAACACUUAUAUCAGAAAAAGACGACGAAAAAACUAUGUCAAACGAUACUUCUAGCUUAACCAAUAAGAGUCAUACAACAAAAUAUAAUACAGACUCAAGUUUAAUCUCGGCAACGAUCACCUCUGCCGCUUCUGAAAUUACAUCAAAUAAAAUCCCAGCGACUGAAAAUUCUACGAACAGUGACGGUACCACAGAAAAGAUAUUGACAACAAUACAUAAACCAAACUUAGCAGUUCCAAGCCCUUUGACCAAAAUAAAUUCCUCAGAGAAAACCGCUGAUUCUGUUAUAUUAGACAAUAUUAAUGUAACUACAAUUUCUAACAACCUAGCUACAGAAACGAUUUCAACAACUUCUACGAUUGACAAAACAAGUACUAUUAAAUCAAUCAGUGUAACUGAACCUUUAAUAACAACAAAAUCUGCAAAUAUAUCUACGAAAGUAACUACUUUAACUUCUCCCUUGGAAAAUACCAUGACAACUACUCAAAUAUCGCCCAUAACCACAGAAAGUAGUAUUGGUAAUGUAAAUACAACAAAAGUAACAACUCAAACGGUUAGUUCGAGCAGUUCUGAUUCAGCUACAGCAACUACCAUUUCUAACAACCUAGCUACAGAAACGACUUUAACUACGAUUGACCUAACAAGUACAAUUAAAUCAACCAGUGUAACUAAACCUUUAACAACAGCGAAAUCUGUAAAUAUUUCUACGGAAGUGACUGUUUUAACUACUCCCCUGCAAAAUACUAUGACCACUACUGAAAUAUCGCCCAUAACGACAGAAAGUAGAAUUGGUAAUUUAAGCACAACAAAAAUAACAACUCAAACGGUUAGUUCUAACACUCCUACUUCAGCUACGGAAACCCUAAAAGCUGAUUCUACCAUAACUACUACAACUACUGACAGAAGUACUACGUCCCUGAAUAAAAAAUAUUCAAAUCAAACAACAUCUACAACAACUCCCGCACUACAGAAUAACAGUAAUGAACAAAAUUCUACGACAUUAAAUAACACAACCAAUUCAACAACAGAAGGACCGACCACAAUUAGCACGUCGAGCACAGAAGCUACUACGUCAGAUAUGAAAAUUGGAGUAAACGCCACUACAGAGGCCUCUAUCGUUAACGCUACUUUAAUGAAUUCUACAAUUAAAGAGACAAAUUCCAGCGGUAACAGUACUGCAACUGUUAGCGGUAAAGAUAUAAAUUUGACAACAGAAGUAACUACGAUAAAAGAAUCUACAAACAAUACCGAAACGCCAACAACACAUUCUGAACCGCAUCCAACCACUGAAGGGCCCUUGGCAAACAACUCUGCUAUUAAAGAUUCUCUACCAAAUAUUACAACUGCUGUGACUAACUCUACAAUGAAUUUUACAGAAUCUUCGACACUUGAAAACUCAAACAGUACAGAUAGUAAGGCGACUCAAGAUACUAAGACUACAACAGAAAAGGCUACGCAACCUACUACAAUAAGCACCACAGUACUAGAUAAAGUAAAUACAAGUGAUACCACCACAAGUCCAAAUAAGAGAUGAAAUCUUUUAAAAUAUGUUAAAUAUAUGCUAGCAUUGAAAUAGUUUUAAUAAAUAACUUACUUUAAGAUGUUCACCAUCAAACGGUUGAUAAUUAUAAUGAAUUGUUUUAACUUAAAAAUAACCAAAUUACAUUAUUAUGUAUAUGACCAAAGGCCAUAACAUACUAUAUGGUAGUAUAGGCAAUUAGACAUAUUUUACAUUUUACUAGAAAAUAACUUAUGUACAAUAAGGAUAUUGGUAGUAAAGUAUAAAUAAAACAUUAAAUUGAACACAUUUAUUUCUUAA